Molecule: messenger RNA, 2719 nt
Organism: Trifolium pratense (red clover)
Lineage: Eukaryota; Viridiplantae; Streptophyta; Magnoliopsida; Fabales; Fabaceae
Product: histone-lysine N-methyltransferase, H3 lysine-9 specific SUVH1-like
Exons: 3
Coding region: 275-2401 (708 amino acids)
Cellular component (GO): nucleus
Molecular function (GO): protein binding; histone methyltransferase activity; zinc ion binding
Source: RefSeq, a predicted model, not a curated record
ACGCAAAGACAUAGAUACAUCAUCAUUCACACCCAAAAAAAAAAACUUCUCUCAUUCUCUCUCUCAUACUUUCUCUCUCUAAAAUCAAAAUACUUUCUCUCUCUAAAAAGUACAGUGAAGAAGAAGAAGAAACAGUUCUGGUUUAGGAGAAGUUUCAUGGACUUCGACUCAAACUGAAAAAACCUCACAAAACCCAUUUUUCAGGAACUGUGUUGUUUUAUCCGGUGUUGACUUCAAAGCUUGUAUAAAGAGAGAGAGAGUUAGAAAUUGGAGAAUGGAACAUAAUUUGGGUCAAGAAUCUGGUCCUGGAGCUGAUAAGUCUAGGGUUUUGAAUGUGAAGCCUUUGAGGACUCUUGUUCCUGUGUUUCCUUCACCGUCCAAUCCUUCGUCGUCUUCAACUCCACAAGGUGGUGCUCCUUUUGUAUGUGUUUCUCCUGCAGGACCUUUUCCAUCUGGUGUUGCACCGUUUUACCCUUUCUUCGUCUCGCCAGAGUCUCAGAGGCUUUCUGAACAGCAUGCACCGAACGCAACUCCUCAACGUGCCACACCAAUAUCUACUGCUGUUCCAAUUAAUUCAUUCAAGACUCCAAUUGCGGCGACAAAUGGAGAUGUGGGUUCUUCACGGAAGAAUAAGGGGAGUCGUGGUGGACAACUCACAGGGGAAGACGGUUACGACAAUGAAGUAAUUGAUUUAGAAGAUGGAACUGGAGAUGGGAGUUCAAAGCAGCGCAAGAAGAGGGGAAGGGCAAAGCGUGCUAGUGGUGCUGGUACUGCUGGUAGUGGUGCCAGUGCGGUUACUAUUGAGGUUGAUUUGGAUGCCGUUGCUAAUGAUAUUCUUCAAACAAUUAACCCCAUGGUUUUUGAUGUGAUAAACCAUCCUGAUGGUAGUAGGGAUUCAGUUUCAUUUACACUUAUGAUAUAUGAAGUGCUGCGAAGGAAGCUUGGACAAAUUGAAGAGUCAACAAAGGAUGCUAAUUCUGGAGCGAAGCGGCCUGAUUUGAAGGCAGGAACGGUUAUGAUGACUAAAGGGGUUAGGAGUAACAGCAAGAAAAGGAUUGGAAUUGUGCCCGGUGUUGAUGUUGGGGAUAUUUUCUAUUUCCGGUUUGAGAUGUGCUUAGUGGGACUACAUUCACCUUCUAUGGCUGGAAUUGAUUACUUGGGUUCCAAAGCAAGUCAAGAGGAAGAGCCAUUGGCUGUUAGUAUUGUCUCAUCUGGAGGUUAUGAAGAUAAUACCGACGAUGGAGAUGUGCUAAUUUACAGUGGUCAAGGUGGAGUCAACCGCGACAAGGGAGCAAGUGAUCAAAAGCUUGAAAGGGGUAAUCUUGCUUUGGAGAAGAGCAUGCAUAGAGGUAAUGAUGUGAGAGUAAUUAGGGGUUUGAAGGAUGUAAUGCAUCCAACUGGGAAGGUAUAUGUCUAUGACGGCAUGUACAGGAUUCAGGACUCAUGGGUGGAGAAAGCAAAAUCUGGUUUCAAUGUAUUUAAGUAUAAAUUGGUAAGGGUGCAGGGACAACCUGCAGCAUAUACGAUAUGGAAAUCUGUUCAACAAUGGACCGAUAAGUCGGUUCCAAGAACAGGGGUUAUAUUGCCUGAUCUUACUUCUGGGGGUGAAAAAGUACCUGUUUGUCUUGUGAAUGAUGUUGAUAACGAGAAGGGCCCUGCAUAUUUCACUUACAUCCCUACUCUCAAGAAUCCGAGGCCAGUUGCUCCUUUGGAGUCUUCUGCUGGAUGCUCUUGUAUUGGUGGUUGUCAACCUGGAAAUUUUAACUGUCCUUGCAUUCAAAAGAACGGAGGUUAUCUCCCUUACUCUGCAGCCGGGUUAGUCGCGGACCUAAAAUCCGUGAUACAUGAGUGCGGUCCUUCAUGUCAGUGUCCUCCUACUUGCCGAAGCCGGGUUUCCCAAGGUGGACUGAAGUUUCGUUUGGAGGUGUUCAGAACCAACAAUAAAGGAUGGGGUCUAAGAUCAUGGGAUGCUAUUCGUGCUGGAACUUUUAUAUGUGAGUAUGCAGGAGAAGUAAUAGAUAAUGCUAGAGCUGAGAUGCUAUUUGCUGAAAAUGAUGAUGAAUACAUUUUUGAUUCUACUCGCAUUUAUCAGCAAUUGGAAGUUUUUCCUGCUGACAUCGAAGCUCCUAAGAUCCCGUCUCCACUGUAUAUAACAGCGAAAAAUGAAGGGAAUGUUGCUCGGUUUAUGAAUCACAGCUGCUCUCCAAAUGUAUUAUGGCGUCCAAUUGUACGUGACAAUAAGAAUGAAUCAGAUCUCCACAUUGCUUUCUUUGCAAUUAGACACAUCCCUCCGAUGAUGGAGUUAACUUAUGAUUAUGGGACAAAUCUUCCUCUCAAAGCUGGGCAAAGGAAAAAGAAAUGCUUAUGUGGAUCUGUGAGAUGCAGGGGAUACUUUUGUUAAUUGUAUGUAAGCUCUAGUUAUGUCAGACAGCAGCAGGAAGGAAUUAUGUAGAAAGAAGUUAGCAGACCAACUUUUCGUUUUGGCAGUUCUAGUUGAAUUGGCGCCAGAAGUAUCAGGUUUUCAACUUUUGAAAAGUUAACUGUAACUCUGUAAGACUCAUUUUGUGUAAGUUAUUUCCUUUUGGCCGUUGGCUUGCCUGUAAUUUCUCUUGGUGGGAAGGAUUUUGAGCAGGAUCUUUUAGUAGAUUUGGUAAGGAUGAAAACCUAACAUGUAGAAUCAAAUAUUUAGCUUGUUUGUUGCCAUCGUUUCCAGAUUUCA